AUGGCCUCCCGUAAUAUUGAACCCCUCGUUCUAAUCUUGGAACCCAAUAAUCCUUGUAAUACAAAUAUCUCCGAUAAUGACGACGGCAAAAUAUUAUACCAAGUUUCAACCGAACAUGGAAAGCAUACCACAACAAGAGUGAAGAAUACUGCGGGAGAGACGAUAGCUUCGUGGGAGUGGAGAGACACACGGUCAGACGUGAUAUCCCUCGGAAGAGGGCCACCUAUGUCUGUUGGGUCCUGGCUGAAGAAGAGUAUGAUGCCAUUUAAGGACACAGUAACAUUCCAGGAUUUUUCCGGAAGAUCAUUUAAAUGGAAAGGGAAUGCACCAGGCCUUUCACUAGAGUUAUUCUGUGAAAACGACAAGAAGAAACCCGCAGCACGUUUCAUCAAACCACAUCCAGUUCUGAAUCAAGAUCCGAGCGUGAGGUUACAACAAUAUCAGUGGACACCUGCUCAGUUGAUUCUUGAUGAACGAGGAGAAGAGAUUAUAGAUUUAGUGGUCAUCUCUUUCCUAGUUCUGGAAAAGACCAGACGCGCCAAUGAAAACUCGACAUCCAAUCGUGCAGAUGUUUUGGGUCAACCCAUUUCAGGGAUAGGUUUAGGCGCGCCGUAUACUUUAAAUGGCGGAGGAGUAUGA
Molecule: messenger RNA, 639 nt
Organism: Marasmius oreades (fairy-ring Marasmius)
Lineage: Eukaryota; Fungi; Basidiomycota; Agaricomycetes; Agaricales; Marasmiaceae
Exons: 3
Coding region: 1-639 (212 amino acids)
Source: RefSeq, a predicted model, not a curated record